AUGAAAAAAAAACUGACAUCCCAAACGUCAUUCGUAUCUGUCAUUGUCAAAGUUUAAAUUUUGUGACCGUUUAUUGCGCGAAAGAAUAUUUUUAUCAGGGCGUCUAUUAUUUAUAGUCUUGUGGAUUCUAUUGUUUUGUGUAAUGUGUUACGUGUAUUUAUUUUAAAAUACAGAGGUUUUUAUGCGAGACUCGUGACUUCGUAGUAUAUUCAUGUUCUAAUAUAACGGGAGGCAACAUGUCUGAUUCGUUAAAUGCCCAAACAAAAGCCAACCUCUCUAAAAACAUUCAACACUUGCACGAGAAAUGUGUGGAUGUGUUCAAUAUAAUUACAAAUGCACCUUUGGAUGAUGGUAUAUCACCGGAAAGUAUUGGUGAAAAAGCAUUAUGUUAUGUAGAGGGCCUUCGCACCAAUAUUCAAAACGCAAACACAGAUGUUAUUAAUGACGAAAAUCUAAUACUAAAUGAAUUUCUUGCUGAAUCCAAGGAGAGACAGGUACAAAUUAAAGAACUGACAGCGUUUACAAGAGGAGCAAUAUUCGAAAUUGAAUAUGAGAUAAAAAGAUUGAAAAACAUAACCCAGAUCAGUGAAGAAGCACUGUCUCGUCCCAGAGUAGUACAGCAUGAAAUUCUUUCAGAACAUAUUCACAAAGCAAGGUCUACAUUUCAAACUUUGAAGUCUGAGCUUCUUGGUGUUGUUCAGUCUAUCUUCCCGAAUGACAGUGAAGCUAUUCUCAAUAUUAUUCGGCAACUAAAUCAAGAAAAGAGCAACCAUGAGUCAAACGGAUACAUACCUAUAACUCAUGAAUCAUUCUGGAUCUUUGAAUUUCUACAAGAUAUGAAAAUUGUGUCUUUGAAUCCCUACAAUAAUAUGGAAGCAAAAUUGGCUUACUAAAAAUCCAGGACAAAAUAAAGGCCUUUUUAAUUAAUUGUAAUUAAAGUUCAAAGUAUUAUCGCUAAUCAAAUAGUACAAAUAUUGUAAAUUUAGAUUUUGAUGAUUCAAGUUCUGUAAGUUUUAUGUGAAAUGUAAAUUAAAGGUUUUAUUUUUU
Molecule: messenger RNA, 1047 nt
Organism: Aricia agestis (brown argus)
Lineage: Eukaryota; Metazoa; Arthropoda; Insecta; Lepidoptera; Lycaenidae
Exons: 3
Coding region: 237-893 (218 amino acids)
Source: RefSeq, a predicted model, not a curated record